AUGCCGAUUGCCUCCAUUUCCAUCCUCCGCCACCGCACCAUCAUCCCCACUACCACCGCCACAACUCUCCCAACCGUCGCCAAGCUCAUCCGCCAAAUCUCAACCCUCCGAUGCUUCUCCGUCGCCGCAGCCAAACAGCAGCACAACCCUAACGUCUCCAGGAAAUCCCAGCCCCCGAGCAAGAAGCUCCUCAGAGCCAAACAGACCGUCAAGGACUACUCGUCCCUCGCCCCGGUUCUCUCUCCUCAGGACAAGCCGCCUCUCUCCGAAUCCAAAAGCGUCGGCACCGUCGCCGCCGCCCAAGCCAACUUCAUGCGCGUCAUAGUGGAACCUCCUAGAAGCUUCGACGAGAGCAAAGUGGAGUUGCUGUGUGUUGUGAAGGCGGUGCUGAAGAAGAUCAAGAGGAGAGUGUUAGUUGGGGACAAGGUGCUGGUGGGGUCCAUUGAUUGGGUGGACCGCCGGGGCAUGAUCGAGAAUGUGUACCAGCGGAGCUCCGAGAUUCUUGACCCGCCUGUCGCCAAUGUGGAUCAUCUACUCGUGCUCUUCUCCAUGGACCAGCCCAAGCUCGAGCCGUUCGCGCUCACUAGGUUCUUGAUCGAGGCCGAGUCCACUGGAAUUCCACUCACACUCGCUUUGAACAAGUGCGAGCUGGUUGACGAAGAGGCAAUGGUUGCAUGGAAGUCUAGGCUACACAAGUGGGGCUACAAGCCAAAUUUUUGCAGCGUUGAAUCUAAAUAUGGACUUGAUUCCCUUGCCUUUAUAUUGAGAGAUCAAACAAGUGUGAUUGUAGGUCCAAGUGGAGUUGGAAAGUCUAGUUUGAUUAAUGCUUUGAGGAACAACCACAAUGCUUCGGAUGCUGUAGAAGGGGAAACUUUGUAUGAUCCAAUUUUAGGCAGCAAGUGGUUUGAGGAUCAGCUUGUUGGACAGGUUUCAACAAGAAGUGGCAGGGGGAAACAUACUACUCGGAAUGUCUCGUUGCUUCCACUGUCUGCAGGGGGUUAUCUUGCUGAUACUCCUGGGUUCAACCAGCCUAGUUUAAUGAAAGUAACAAAGCAAUCUCUGGCACAAGCAUUCCCAGAGAUCCGCCAGAUGCUCAGUGACAGUGAGCCUGCAAAAUGCUCGUUCAAUGAUUGCCUGCAUCUUGGUGAACCAGGGUGCAUUGUUAAAGCUGAUUGGGAAAGAUAUCCAUACUAUUUCCAACUUCUUGAUGAGAUCAGAAUCAGAGAGGAAUUUCAGUUGAGGACUUUUGGAACAAAAAAGGAGGGUGACGUAAGGUACAAGAUGGGAGAUAAGGGUGUUCAGCAAGCAGAACCACGGUUGGAGCUAAAGAAGCAUAGGAGAGUAUCUCGCAAGAGUAUGAACCAAUCACUACUCGAUGAAUUAGAUGAGCUGGAUGAUGACGACAACUUACCAGAUGAGGAAAACGAUCCCUUUUUAAAGGCAAUGAGGGAUGAAAACCAAUAG
Prunus armeniaca (apricot) is the source of this 1464-nucleotide messenger RNA. The record is from the annotation of a GenBank genome assembly. Lineage: Eukaryota; Viridiplantae; Streptophyta; Magnoliopsida; Rosales; Rosaceae.